AUGUCAAUCAGACGCUCGGCCCGACUGGGCUCCAUCCCCACCAUCAAGACACCACUACUGCAAAACGCAGGUCCGAGCAAAGCAACUAGAGUCCAACACAGUGCAGUGACAAAGCCUCGCAAGACACCCACAAAGGCCAGCAGAUCAAAUAGACAAACCACAAAGACAAAACCAAAAGAAGCCUCCUACUGGUCCCCUGAACCAGUCGUGACAGAGAAUCAAGAAAUAGGCAACCAGUCCUCAACCACUAAUCCCACGAUAUUCAGGCCUCAGACACCACCUCCACUUGACCGUCCCGUUGACCCGCACCGAACAAAUGCAACUCUCAUCACCCCUCACGGCUCAAAAGUAAACGCCUACCCAACACACGUUGAAGAUGCCUCCCCUUCGAAGACUGGCCUUCCACGGCCAACGGCCACGACAGGGACACUACUUGAAAAAGCCACUGCACACCUCAUAGCGACAGACCCACGCAUUGCAACAGUGAUAGAGCAAUACCCAUGUCCGCUCUUUUCGCCUACUGGCUUGGCAGAGGAAAUCGACCCCUUCAACAGUCUGACCAGCAGCAUCAUUGGCCAGCAAGUCUCUGGUGCGGCAGCAAAAUCUAUAAGGAAUAAGUUUCUCACGCUGUUUGAUCUACCCGAUCAUGUUGCGCCUGACGGGCAUAAACAUGCAAAGUUCCCGACUCCCGAGCAGGUCGCUAAGUGUGAUAUCCCUACCCUGCGCACCGCAGGGCUAUCGCAGCGCAAAGCGGAGUAUAUCCAGGGUCUUGCAGAGAAGUUUGCCAGUGGAGAACUUGGGGCAAGGAUGCUAGUACGAGCUACUGAUGAGGAGCUUUUUGAGAAGCUUAUUGCUGUUCGUGGACUGGGGAAGUGGUCGGUUGAGAUGUUUGCUAUGUUUGCGCUCAAGCGCAUCGAUGUGUUCUCUACUGGGGAUUUGGGAGUACAACGAGGCUGCGCUGCCUUUGUGGGUCGCGAUGUGAGCAAAUUGAAGAGCAAGGGUGGUGGUAAAUUUAAAUAUAUGGCGGAAAAGGAUAUGCUGGAACUUGCUGCCAAGUUUGCACCAUAUAGGAGUCUUUUUAUGUGGUAUAUGUGGCGCAUUGAAGACGUUGACCAAGAGGUGCAAGACCCGCUUGUCAAUUACAAGAUUGACCAGAUAUAUAAGCGCGCGAAGAAAAUCGAUUUGUACAGUACAGUACACUCAGGCUGCGUAACUAAGCCAUGGGCCGCCCAUUCCAUUACGAAGAAAGCACACCAGGCGUUUAUUCCAUGUCAACAACAAUGCUUCCCCGGACCCUCUGUAUUCAUAUUCUAUUGA
Messenger RNA from Penicillium coprophilum, 1317 nucleotides. RefSeq names its product DNA-3-methyladenine glycosylase II (gene alkA). Lineage: Eukaryota; Fungi; Ascomycota; Eurotiomycetes; Eurotiales; Aspergillaceae. The record is from RefSeq and is a predicted model, not a curated record. Gene Ontology annotation, molecular function: DNA-7-methylguanine glycosylase activity; DNA-3-methyladenine glycosylase activity; alkylated DNA binding. Gene Ontology annotation, cellular component: nucleus; protein-DNA complex. Bases 1 to 1317 code for a protein of 438 amino acids. The transcript is spliced from 4 exons. Gene Ontology annotation, biological process: base-excision repair; base-excision repair, AP site formation; DNA alkylation repair.